AUGGAAGACAGUGAUUCAUCAUCUCAAAACGACAACAAUGAUCAAAUUGACGACAAAGAAGAAUCAAUGACGGAUAGCGAAAGCGACAAUGACGAAAAGGAAUUACAAGAUACUACUAUGGAAGCUGAGAGUGAUAACGACGACGACGACGACGAUGAUGAUGAUGAUGAUGAUAACGACAAGAACACUGAUGAAGGUAGCGAUAACAGUAGCGACGAAGAAGAAGAAGAAGACAGCAAAGAAAAACUUAAAAAGGACGCCGCCAAACAUAAGAAGGAAAUAGAAGAACUCAAAAAACGUGAUCCGGAAUUCUACAAGUUUUUGGAAAAGGAAGAUGCUGAACUUUUAGGAUUCGACAUGUCUGAAGACGAAGAUGAAGAAGAAGAACAAGAUGAAAAGGAACAAGAAUCAGCUGACGAACAAGAGGAUAAGGAUGAAAUCAGUAUGCAUGACGACACAUCUUUGAUAACCGUGACAAAAUCUAUGUUGGCAACAUGGGUACAAGACAUUGAAGCAACAUGUGACCCCAAGGCUGCAAAACGACUAUUUUCAGCAUUCAAAUCAGCAACUAGAAUGGGUGAUGAAGAAGAACGUGAAAAAACUACUUUUAUUUACCAGGUGGUUGAUCCAAACGUAUUCAAUAAUGUCUUGACAUCAACAAUGCGUUUGGCUCCUAUCAUAUUUGGACGAUAUUUGAAAACAAAAUCGGAAGGUGCCUCUCCUACAACUUCUAAUCGCUGGAUCAAAUGGAAAUCAACAGUCAAAACAUAUCUCUCUAGUUUACUGUAUUUGAUGAAAACAUUGACGGACUCUAAUAUGCAAUAUUUAGCCAUUCAUGAAUCGGAAAAAUGUACUAUUUAUUGGACUUGUUUUGAAAAGGUCUCAAAGGAUUAUUUAAAGGUUUUAUUAAACUUUUAUUCAAACUUGGGCUCAUCAGAUAAUGUGCGAAUUCAAAGUUUCUUGGCUAUUCGUACCUUGGCAUCAAGUAGUGUUAUCACCAAAAAUAAGACAGAUGCACCCUUUUUAGAUACUUGCUUGAAGAAUAUUUAUUUGACUUUUGUACGAAACUGCAAGAAUACUAAUUCUCACACUCUCCCUGCAAUCAAUCUUAUGCGGAAUUUGGCUGUGGAACUUUAUGGCUUUGAUCAAGUGUUAUCAUAUCAACAAGCGUUUGUAUAUAUUCGACAAUUAGGGAUUCAUUUGCGUGGUGCAAUGCAAACCAAAUCCGAUGAAACGUUCAAAUCUGUUUAUAAUUGGCAAUAUGUUCAUUGUAUUGACUUUUGGUCCAAUGUAUUAGCAACUUAUUGUCAAUCUGUAGAAAACCAGGAAGAAGAAUCUCCAUUGAAACCUUUGAUUUACCCUCUUACUCAAAUUGCCCUUGGUGCUGUUCGUUUGAUUCCUACAGCGCAAUAUUACCCUCUACGGUUCCAUAUUUUGAAAAGCAUGGCUUCCCUUUGUGAUGCAUCAAAAGUAUAUAUUCCUUUGGCCCCAUAUGUACUGGAAGUUUUAGAUAGUGCAGAACUUAAGAACAAAGCAAAACCAUCUACUGCAAAGCCUCUCGACUGGGAUCUUCAUCUUCGAGCACCAAAACCAUAUUUGCGAGGUCGCACUUACCAGAAUGGUAUUAUAGAUCAAGUAGUGGAAGUAUUGGAAGCAAGUUUCAAAUCCUAUUUCCAUCAUAUCGCUUUCCCAGAAAUGAUCAUUCCUACUAUUGUCAGUAUCAAACGAUUUGUGAAAAAGUCCAAAAAUGCCAAUGGAAACAGAAAAUUGAUUGAUCUCGUGAAGAAGGUAUGA
This is a messenger RNA of Halteromyces radiatus, 1794 nucleotides long. RefSeq names its product Noc2p family-domain-containing protein. Gene Ontology annotation, biological process: ribosomal large subunit biogenesis. Gene Ontology annotation, cellular component: nucleolus; nucleoplasm; Noc1p-Noc2p complex. The record is from RefSeq and is a predicted model, not a curated record. Bases 1 to 1794 code for a protein of 597 amino acids. The transcript has 7 exons. Lineage: Eukaryota; Fungi; Mucoromycota; Mucoromycetes; Mucorales; Cunninghamellaceae.